This is a messenger RNA of Myzus persicae (green peach aphid), 1635 nucleotides long. RefSeq lists its product as uncharacterized. Gene Ontology annotation, molecular function: nucleic acid binding. The record is from RefSeq and is a predicted model, not a curated record. Bases 1 to 1635 code for a protein of 544 amino acids. The transcript has 2 exons. NCBI's taxonomy places the organism in Eukaryota, Metazoa, Arthropoda, Insecta, Hemiptera, Aphididae.
AUGGAAAAAUUUUUGUCAGAGUUACCCAGUGUGGCUUCACUCAAAAUACCCAGGUACAUUCCGAUCGAUCAGUCUUGUCAUGUUCAGUUACUCGGUUUUUCCGAUGCGUCAAAGAAGGGAUUUGCAGCGAUUGUCUACAUUCGGUUAGAGUACCCUUCAAAAUUAUCAACGGUACAUUUACUAACUGCAAAAUCAAAGGUGGCACCCCUGAAGUCAGGAAAUAUGGACGAGUCGUUAUCUAUUCCACGAUUGGAACUUUGUGGGGCCCUGUUACUUGCCCAAACGCUAAAUCGUGUUCAACAAACUCUUGCCAAAAUGGUUAAAAUCUCCACUAUGCAUGCAUGGACGGAUUCCACUGUUGUGCUCGCGUGGAUAACCGCUCACCAAGUACAAUUUAAGGUAUUCGUCACAAACAGGUUGAAUAAGAUCACGGAACUGAUACCAUCAUGCACAUAUCGUCACGUUUCCACGAUGAACAACUCAGCAGACUGUGUUUCACAUGGAAUGCAUGUCAACGAAGCACUGUCACAUACUCUGUACUGGACCGGUCCCGAGUUCCUGCGUCAGCCGGAGAGUGGCUGGUCGUCCACUAGUUAUAACGUCAUGCCACUCGAAAGACUCCCAGAACGGCAGACCACUACAGAAUCAAUUAAUCUUGUCACCGUUCCGACCCACAGUACCGAUUGGUUACAGCGUUUUUCUUCAUUCACUCGAGUCACUCGAAUUGUCACUCACAUGUAUCGGUUUAUACUUCGUAUUCGAAAUCAAUUUUCAUAUUCAGGUUUUAUUUGUUGGUCAGAGCUAGAGCAUGCCCUCAAGGUAAUCGCAAAAGUCACUCAAUCACAUGAAUUUCGAGACUUAAUCAAAAUAUUGUCAUGCCACAGAAAUGGUACAAUUCCACUAUCCGUUGCGCGACUUGCGCCAUUCCUAGAUACUGAAGGAAUUGUCCGAGUUGUAGGACGUAUGCAAAAUGCAAGGUCCAAGGAGGAUUUCAAAUUUCCAAUAUUACUGCCAAAGUCCUGCGUACUCCCUACAUUACUUGUGCGUCAUUAUCACACUAAACAUUUGCACGCAGGACCUCAACUGGUGUCAUUGCUGUCCGUUCGUUUUUGUAUAUUGUCAAGUCGGUCCAUCAUCCACUCAGUCAUAUUCAAAUGCAUGGUUUGUGCAAGACAACGAGUCACUCGGCCUACACCUGUAAUGGGAGACUUGCCAAAUUUUCGAGUUAGUCCUUCGAGGCCAUUCAACAACGUCGGCAUUGAUUACGCAGGCCCAUUAUGGAUUAAAGAAGGGAGACGCCGCAACGCUCGCUCAGUGAAGUGUUAUCUGGCGAUCUUUGUCUGUAUGCAUUUCAAUCCUCCUGCAGCCCCUAAUUUUGGCGGACUAUGGGAAGUAGCUGUGAAGUCAACAAAAUAUCCUCUCAAACGAGUCAUUGGUACUCAGCUGUUGACAUUUGAGAAAAUGUCCACCUUAGCUCACAGAAUUGAAGCUCUGCUCAACUCAAGGCCACUUGUACCACAAUCAUCUGACCCAAGUGACCUACGAGUGCUAACUCCUGGAGACUCUCUGAUCGGUUAUCCAUUAGUUGCGUUACCAGAAUCAGAUCUGACUUCCACGCUGAUGAACCCCAGAUAG